Messenger RNA from Aspergillus aculeatus ATCC 16872, 1736 nucleotides. RefSeq lists its product as uncharacterized. The record is from RefSeq and is a predicted model, not a curated record. The transcript has a single exon. Gene Ontology annotation, molecular function: 1-alkyl-2-acetylglycerophosphocholine esterase activity. Bases 65 to 1582 code for a protein of 505 amino acids. NCBI's taxonomy places the organism in Eukaryota, Fungi, Ascomycota, Eurotiomycetes, Eurotiales, Aspergillaceae.
GUAAGCCUGCCAUCCGCGCCUGAUGGGUCUACCAGACCAGUGUCAGCAUCAAAAGAGAAGCACAAUGAGCAGCAGCAACAAAUUGCCCGUCACGCCAAUACCGCAACCCCGGUGGACGACCACCUCCCGCCAGCCCCGCCCGCGUCUCACUUGGCGCCUGAUUCUCUGCAGCGCUUCCUGUCUCUACAUGCUCUACGCCCUCUAUUGCAUCAUUUAUGGCUUACCAGUCCUUGCCUCUCCACUGCCGUCCUAUACCGGCCCCCAUGGCGUCGGUGCGAUCGAUCUAGAAGUGCCUUUACCGGGCGGGCCUCGACGCGUGGCUGAGGCGGUUCACAAGGCCACCGGACAACCGGUCUUUGACGUCGAGACGCUUCUGGCCACGGUCUACUACCCGACCGACCGGCAAUUCCGGUCGCGCAAGCCCCGGUACCCCUGGAUUCCGCGGCCCAUCAGCCUCACUGCCCAGGGCUACGCCCGCCUGGCCGGGGUCGACAACCUCCUCAUCCGAUCCAUUUUCACCGGGGUCCUGUGGGCGGUAGGAGGCGCCGUGGCCAUCCCCGCCGAGGUCGACGCUCCGCUUCUUCCCCGUCAUUAUAGUAAUAAUACCACCGAUGCUUUCCCCGUCACCGUCUUCUCCCACGGCGAUGUCAGCUCGCGCACCGAUUACACCCAGUUCCUCGCUGAACUUGCCAGUCGUGGCCACGUCAUCAUCGCCAUGGAACACCGCGACGGGAGCGGGCCCGGAUCCCUGGUCAAGUCGUCCGCCAGCUCCCCGGGUCGUCCGGUCCCGCCGCUCCGUCUCUCCGAUAUACAGUCCCCACCAGGGUUACCGACCGAUUUCGACCGGGACGACUUCAAACGCGCCCAGCUGGCCUUCCGCGACGCCGAAUUUCAUGCCGCCGUCGACCUCCUACACGCCAUCAACAACGGCACCCCGAUCCUCAAUACCCGGGACCCCGUCUUCACCCUCCCCUCUUGGACCGGCCGCCUCAACAUGACCCAUCUCACCCUGGCUGGUCACUCCUUUGGCGCCACUGGCGCCCUGCAAGCCCUCACCACCACGCGCUCCACCUCCCCCGCGGCAGGAGUGAUCCUCGAUCCGGGCAAGUCCAGCGGUCCCCUCAACCCCAAUGUCACCGUGCCCAUCCUGGUCGUGCACUCCAACUCGUGGUCCCGCACCGUCAGUCCCUUCUACAACCGCCCGCACUUUGACACCGUCCGCGACCUCGUCCGCGCGGUCCCCGCCCCGUCCUGGUUCCUCACGAGCAUCGGGACGGCACAUCCCAGCAUCACCGAUGCGCCGCUCCUCGAGCCGUGGCUUUUCAGUUGGACCACUGGCGCCACCCUGAACGUGCAGGAAGCUCUGCGGGAAUAUGUUCGAGUAACGGAUGACUUCUUCCAUUUUGUGCGCGAGGGUGAAGAACGCGGUAUAUUGGGCGAGAAAGCAACCCACCAUCAGUACGAUGAGUGGGUGAGUCCGGAGCGGCAAAGGGAGUUCCCGCCGGGUUUGGCGAGACUUUGGCAGGUCCAUGUUACGCCCGUCAAUCAGACGCGGCCUAUGGAGUGUCCUGUAGAGCUUUAAUGUGGCUGGAUAUAUGCCAGGCUUGGCGAGGGUUUAAGCUGCAAACCAUGUGACCAUGGCCACGCACAAUCAGGUUUACCAUCACUAGUUAGCGCGCUUGUUACAAACAUUAGACUAGAAGACAAGCAAGAAAAUAUCACAGAGUAAGUCACGC